Messenger RNA from Hylaeus volcanicus, 5358 nucleotides. RefSeq lists its product as uncharacterized. The record is from RefSeq and is a predicted model, not a curated record. The transcript has 5 exons. Bases 1210 to 2916 code for a protein of 568 amino acids. Lineage: Eukaryota; Metazoa; Arthropoda; Insecta; Hymenoptera; Colletidae.
CUUCGAAACAAUCUGAAGUUUGCCGAUAUGUUUGUAUAGUUUCCUUUUUUGAAAAUUUUGCCCGUCUCUGGUGGAAUGCAACUAUUCAUUUCUUCAUUCGAAAUUUGAACUAAAAUUAGAGAGGUGUGAUAUCUACCUUCGGGCAGACGACUCGGUAGUAAUCGAUUAUUUUUGUAUCAGUUUUGUAAUUAAUUAACGAGGUAAUUAUGAUAAAAAUAAUCAUUAAUCGAUUGUCAUUGAAAUUUUUUAACGAUUACGUAUUUGAAGGCAGGAAACGUGUAAUUUCUUCAUUAAAUGUACAGAUUUUAAUACCUCCUAUUUUGAUCAGUAACGUUUAAUAUAAAAAAAAAAAGUUAUUUAUAAAUCGGACAAUUCAUGUGUUACAACCUCACACUGGUAUAAACGCGUGCUGUUUUACCGGCCCGCUUGUUCGCUGGCUCGAGCGUCCUGGGUUACGCCUAUGCUCUAAGCGCGGGCUCCUCGGGCGCUGUGAUUGGUCGGUGUUUGUUCGUUAAUAAUUCAAAAACUAUGACCCAUCCGACAUUUUUUCAAAGGAAAUUGUUUGAAGGGUGCCACGUGUCCUUGAUCCAGCACUGAUGCGGUCCACCCACGAUGGCCGCUUUCAGUGUUCUGCCGUGCGAAUGUCUCCUCGGCUCGGCUCCGACUUCAGCCAGUUCAGGCAGUUGAGGCACUUCCACUACUAGUUCCACUACUUUCAGGCACUUCGGCUCGGGUAGCCGUGGCCGUAGCCGUAGCCGUAGCCAUAGCAGAGUAGUACUCGUUGUCAGUUUGACGCGCACUGGCGUGCUGUGUGUCUUGACGCAUACGAUGCUCCGAAUUCACUCGUUGUAUCAACGUUCCCUCACACAGUAAAGCUGAAGGGAUCAACGGAACCUAAUGAAUGUACAACACAACAGAUAAUUUCAAGCUCGACAGUGUUUCUAUUCGUUGAUAUCGGCGUGUACGACGAUCCAUUUGUGAAAAACAAGUGAACAUCGUGAGAAUAACAGGAUUCGCGAAACCGUCUCGUAUCACGUUUAUUGGUUAACGGAGUUGCUCUUUCAAGUUUUCGCGGGAUGCACGAGAUCCAGCCUUUUUCUUUCGUCGUUAUUUAGUUGCCGGAACUUGGAAACGUUUUAACCUCGAUACAGGCUGAACAAACGAGCCGUUUUCGUAAACGAUCGCGGACAGUUACACGGACGAGGAAUCAUGGGCGAUGCUCCGAAAGUGGAAUUCGCUCUUGGCAGCGAGGUGUCACUGGAACAUUUCUUCAAAAGCAGCUUCGCACGGGCCUUUGCGACCACUUGCCGUGACGCCAAGUCCCUGGAUUACGAGAUAGUCGAUAACAUCAUCGCCGAGGAGACGGACUCUAACGUUAACGUCGAUAACAACAAUUUCUUCUCCCUCGUGAAUGUUGGAACUGCGACAACAUCCACGGGAAAUCGAGUUUAUACAAAGGACAACGCUAACCUUUGGAAAACGAACCAGGCAGCUUACUCCUCCACGGAUGUUAACGAAUUGGAAAGACUACGAAAGCAAUGCCAGUCGCUAAUAGAAGAGAACCGAAAAUUGCAGACCGCCUUGACGUCGAACCAAACGCCUCACGUACAAGUAAUCGACAGUGUUUUCCUUCAGACGCAGAUUGAAACUUUGCAGUGGCAACUGAAACAGAUAGAGGCAAACAGACACAUGUAUCGUUCCCUGAUGGAGCAAGUGGUGCGCUUCUUGGAUCGAGCCCGUAAAAGCUUGGAUAUUCUUCACGAGAAGAGUAAUCAUAAGGAUAAAGGUUCGACUUCACGAGUUCCUCGAAGUCGAAGUGUCCACGCUGUGCACGGAGAUUCUUCGCCGAAUAAUGGCGUUUCGGUGUCCUCGUCUUCCUCUUCGGAUUCUUCGCGUUUCACCAGGGCGAAAUCCGUCACCCAGAUUUCGCCAUGCAACACAGGCUUCCGCGAAUUUACUUGGUCCGUUCUGCGUAGGAACGAUCCGGUGCAUUGCACGCCACCGCGUAAUAAAUCUCAGGAAACGAAUAAGACGUACGAAGGUGUCGUUUACAGAAGACCCAAACAAGUGGAGAUUGAUCCGAACGAUGUACCACCAGAGAAACUCUCCCAAGAAGCAUUCAGGCUAAUGAGAACUGUUCAGUCAUUAUUAGCAAUGAGAGAGCCUGAUCUGGCCAGAAUCUCAUCGCUAGAAAAUAAUGAAUCCUCUCCAUCACCGAUAGACCAUCACCGCCACAACAAUCACCACAAUGAAGUUUCACUCUCGCUACAAAAUGGUAAUUUUGUAACCUCUACAACAUCACAAGAGGGUAAUGGUUAUACCAGACACCUUGGCAGUGAUCAUGGAAACAAAUCAAGCAGUACAGACAACGAAAGCAGAAUUUGCUUCUUAAAGUCAUUGAAUGGCGUGGAAGUUGAUAGAAAUUUACAGAAUCUUCUCCCGGGUGUUAGAAGAUCCAUCGAUGCAACCUCUCUCAAUUCAGGAAGCAGUAAAACUACCGAAGAAGAAGAUGGUCUUCCAAACAAUAAUUUUUUUAACGUUUCGCUGCCACAACACGAUUGUGCAUUCAUGUUUACGCCAACUUCUACACCAAAUAAGUGUACCAGGAAAGUUGAAAAGAAACCAAAGGAUAGAUGUUUGAAGUCGAAGCCAGCUGCCAGCGUUAGCAGCGUGGAGGAUGAAAGCGGGUUCUCUUCUAUGUGUUCAUUUCAAGAAAUUGGAUUACCUAGUGCUCUACCAAUUUCACCCAUUAGAGGUUGUCACACAGAGAUUGGCUUGCCUGAAGUACCUUUAGAAAAAACAAGACAUCGUAGAUGGUCUUCGACUCCAGCUGAAAUUAAAGCUCUCUUCAAACAUCAUCGAAAUAGCUUCUCCACUUCGCAGACAACAGCUGAAUCUCUGAGUGUUUGGGUUUGAAGGAUUGCAUGACUAUGUAAAAUGAUUUCAAAACAAAAAUAGCUUAAGCAAAUGUAUUUGACAGAUUGAUACCUUAAAGAAUGAAUGGACCGAAUGACGAGCGCGUUUACUUAAUCGUAAAGUGUAAUUUUCUGUAAAUAUUUUUUCAAAUUAUGCAUUCUAUUUGUUUUUUGUAUAAAUAUUUUUAAAAAGUGGUAAUGUAACUAAUGCAUGACUUGUAAGGUCUUCCGCUUUUCGUACUUUGAUAAGAAUUUUGUAAACAAAUUGAUACGCUACAUAGGAUAAAAUUUUCUGCAAAACAUUAUUCGGAAUUUGAUGUGCACUCGAGUACAGCGAAUAUCAUAUGCGUUAGAAGCCAAAUACAUGAUUCUUGUUAGCUGAAGCAAAAUAUUUGGUAAAGUUUGUAUUAAACAUUUACAUUUGCAAGAAUUAUAAAUACAGUCAAAUUAUGCUAAUUCCAAAAAUAAGCACUUUACUAAUAUAUUCACGUUAUAUUUGAAAAUGUUUUUUCUCAUAAGGUGACAAUUAACAUGUAGAUAUGAUUUUCAGUAAAAUACCUUUUUGUGUUCUUGCAUUCCUCACAAAUAUUUCAAAUAGGUGUUCAAAGUUAAUUCAAUGUUUGAGUUCAAUGUGUAUUUGGAGGUAUUGAUAUGCUAUAAUUAAUUUAUCAUGAAUUGUAAUCUGCUUUAUGUUUAAUAAAUUUGUACAUAAAGAAGAAUAAAAAAGCAUUUUUUUUUUUUUACUCGAUCAUAUCAAUAGAUUAUGGUAAGCACCCAGCCUUAAAUAAUGAAUGGUUCAAUGAUACAUCAUUGAAUUACAUAUUUUCACAUUUUUUACUUUUUUCUGCAUAUUCUAACUACUAUAAUUCAACUAAUAAUUGUCGAUUAGUGCAUUGAAAAUGUGGCGCCAUCUCUCAGAAAGCCGUCCAAGUUUGUCGUGAAAUAGUUCAAAAUCUAAAUUUCUACUUUUCUCUGGAUAAAAAUACCAUUUUACAUUCCAACUACCAUAAUUCAAUGAAUAAUUGUCGAUUUAAUAUCGAAAGAUAUUUAAAGAGAAGCGAGUGUACCGGUACUUGAUUUACUCGCCGCGCAUACAAGAGCGCUGUAAACUUUAGCACCAGUCGUACAAUGUUCCAGUAUUUAAAUUUUGCCGCGCACCAAACACAUGGCACCAGUUUUAGUCGGUCACUAGUUGACCAAAGUAAGAUGGCCGAAGGUUAUCCUAGAGGUCAUUUCCCCCUACAAUUUGGGUUCCGUUCGUUUUGUUCGUGAUAUACUACUCUUUGCACCGUCUUUCAGGUCCAUGGUCCCAUCGCUAAUCGUGGUCAAGAAGUCACACCGUCUAACGCGGCGUAGCGGGGCAGGGGGGAUUUGGAGGUUAAACCGAUGCGCGCGCAAGACGAUAAGCCAAAAGCAAAGACAGUAUUCGUUAUCAGUACGGCAGGCAUCGUCCACUUGUCGCAAGUCGGUCCAGUGGGCAGCCAGGAGAUUGCGCCACCAGCCGAGCCACUUUUAGAUUGAUUUUCAAGAGCACCGUGCACAGGGUAGGCGCUCCGCGUUUAUUUUAACGUGGCCAGAGUGUUCGAACGGGCCGCGACCGUCUCGGGUGAUAGCAGAAACAGCGUGACGAGGUGAGAGGUUCGGGUGCGGGCGCCUUUUCUCUCUGCCGGUCUGGAAGAACGUCAUUCAAUCGUGUCCCACGGGAGGCACAUCGUUCCCAUCAUCGUUCACGCUGUUAUUACACGUUAUACCGCGUGUGUGCCUGUUCGUAUUCUCGUAUACACUCGCAGUGUCGCGUUGUCACGCAUAUAUAAAGUCUAUCUAUACAUUUCUCGCUCGUUCUCCCGUGCGGUGUGCCGUGUACGAACAGAGUGUGUGCGUGUGUAGUACCUCGGAACGUGCGACUUCGUGGCGCAGUGCGUGAAAUGAGUGACAAGGACCGUUCAUCUCCCAUCCUCGUUGAAAACAGUCUCAAGUCGUUGCUCGAUCAACCUAGUAUCUUUCCACUGAUUGGUAAGCAUCGAUACGUUUCUCUCUACUUAACAAACGCACGAGUAUCUUUAGAAUGCUCUUCUUGACGCGGGCUCGAUACACUUCCCCCCUCUCCUCUCACUCUAUCGUAUUCCCGAACACCCAUUCCUGCUUUUCUUCAAAAUUCGCGCAAAUUCUACUUCAGCGCUGACUGGCGGCCGAUCGAACCAAUACGAAAACGUGUUCUUUUUUUUUUUUCCUUCGUCGGACGUGUUUGCGUUGACUUUGAUCGUGGUCAUUCGAUAUUUUCUUUGGACGGACGGGUGUAUUAUCGCCAGUGACGAUGGCAUUUUUCCCGUCGUUCGGUCGACGUUGUGGCUUGAGCAGGGAAAAGCGAAUGAACUAUGAUGUCUAUCGAAAGAAUGCAUAAAUGUUAUUUGAAAAAGAAAAAGAAAAAGAAAAAGAAAAAUAA